Sus scrofa (pig) is the source of this 6461-nucleotide messenger RNA. RefSeq names its product OTU deubiquitinase with linear linkage specificity (gene OTULIN). Gene Ontology annotation, cellular component: cytoplasm. Gene Ontology annotation, molecular function: cysteine-type deubiquitinase activity. Lineage: Eukaryota; Metazoa; Chordata; Mammalia; Artiodactyla; Suidae. The record is from RefSeq and is a predicted model, not a curated record. Gene Ontology annotation, biological process: protein linear deubiquitination; negative regulation of inflammatory response; regulation of tumor necrosis factor-mediated signaling pathway.
GGGUUAGAGGCCACGGGGCGGGAGGUGGUGACGCGCGCGGAAGCGGCCGGUGCACCCACCCGAGCCCGCGGGCAGCAGGGCGGCAGCGGCCACGGCCGGGCGCCCCGAAGGGUGGGGCCCCGGGUCGCUCGAGAGCGGCUGAACCCCCGCGGCGCCGCCGGCGGCCCCAUGCGUCGGGGGACCAUGCCUCAGCCCGGAGCGUGGCCGGGCGCGAGCUGUGCCGAGAAGCCGGCGUGGGAGGCGGGGGCCGCGGCACCGGAGGGCGGGAAGGCGGCAGCCGGCGGGCCGCCGCGGGCCGCGAUGCGGUGCGCAGCCGAGCACGAGGAGGACAUGUAUCGUGCAGCGGAUGAAAUAGAAAAGGAGAAAGAAUUACUUAUACAUGAAAGAGGGGCAUCAGAACCCAGAUUAAGUGUAGCUCCUGAAAUGGAUAUCAUGGACUACUGCAAAAAAGAAUGGAGAGGAAAUACACAAAAAGCAACAUGUAUGAAAAAGGGCUACGAGGAGGUGUCUCAGAAAUUCACCUCCAUAAGACGAGUCCGUGGAGAUAAUUACUGCGCGCUGAGGGCCACGCUGUUCCAGGCCAUGAGCCAGCCGGCGGCGCUGCCCUCCUGGCUGGAGGACCCGGAGCUCACGCUGUUACCAGAGAAACUCGUGAGCAAAUACAGCUGGAUCAAGCAGUGGAAACUUGGACUGAAAUUUGAGGGGAAGAGCGAGGACCUGGUUGAUAAAAUAAAGGAGUCCCUUGCUUUGCUGAGGAAGAAGUGGGCAGGCUUGGCUGAACUGAGAACUGCCGAGGCGAGGCAGAUAGCUUGUGAUGAACUGUUCACCAAUGAAGAAGAAGAGUACAGCCUCUAUGAAGCUGUAAAAUUUCUAAUGCUGAACAGAGCCAUUGAACUAUAUGAUGAUAAAGAGAAGGGAAAGGAUGUCCCAUUUUUCUCUGUGCUUCUGUUUGCUCGGGAUACAUCAAAUGACCCUGGACAGCUGCUGAGGAACCAUCUAAACCAGGUGGGACACACUGGUGGCCUUGAACAGGUUGAAAUGUUCCUUCUGGCCUACGCCGUGCGCCACACCAUCCAGGUGUACCGGCUCUCCAAGUACAGCACCGAGGAGUUCAUUACCAUCUAUCCCACCGACCCACCCAGGGACUGGCCGGUGGUGACCCUGAUCGCCGAGGACGAUCGGCACUACAACAUCCCCGUCCGAGUGUGUGAGGAGACAAGUCUGUGAGAGACGCACCUGGACAGCCUGGCCACCUGGCCAAGGUGCGUGGGCACUCCUCGGCUCAGCCUGCGGGUCCCCUAGAAUGACCUCUGAGGACUCUUGGGCCCUGUGAGCCAGGCUGGACAGUGAUGUUCUGAAGACUGGAUUUUAGGAAUGAACCAAGCUUUCCCUUUAUCUGAUGCAGCAUGUUUCAGUUGGGGCCUUCAGAGCAUACCUAAUGGUAAACAGGCUUUCAUUUUUUUUUUUUUAAAGGUAGUAAUGUUUUUGUUUUGGAGGUAUUGGGUCUCAGCAGUGCCCUUCCUAUGCCAUCAGCUUCCCUAGUAGAAUUCUGGGGCAGAGUCUGUUAGUGGCGUGGCCUCUGACGGUCUCAUCGAGCAGUGGUUUGGAUUUAUAUGUUCAUUAAAGCUAUUUUAAGCAGAUUGUCUUAUAGAAGAUCAAGAAUUGGGUCCAAAAGUGAGUUACUUAACGGCUGGAGAAAGAGGUGCCAGAGGAGGCAGUGGCACCAGGACACCCUUGCUCUGCAGGAACGUGGCAGGCGCCUGAGCUGGCGGCUGCGCUGGCGCGAGUGGUGGGUGGUCAGUGGGGGAGUGCUACUUACAGUUGGUCCCUAGGGUCAGGGGUGUUGGUUAUUCUCCACUUCUGUAGAUUCACCACCUCAUAGUCAGAACAAGGUUAGAUCCACCUGCUUUUUAGAGGAAACCAAGGCCAGAUGACUCAGGCACUCAGCUGGGUUCAGAAGGAGGGAUGAGCUGGAUCCAGGACUUCCCGUGCCCUUUUCAUGCUGUUUUUUGCAGAGUGCUCUGUGCCAAAGUCACGUAACUCAUCUGCUUCCUGGGGAUGAGUAACCACAAAGCGGCUAAGGUUCUUCAUUAGUAAGUUUAGGCAGAAGCCUGUUCUGAAACAGUGCAAGAGCAUGGCUGAGCUGUAUCUGCCCUGUUCGGUUUGGGAUGCCUGGGGGAGGGUGUUCUGGCCACCCACGAUUGCCUGCAUGGCCCAGGCCAGGUGGUGCCUGUGGGUGGGGCAGGGCAGCCCAGCUGCGCAGGGUCUGUGAUGGGGCCUGAAUCAUCCAUGUGGACAUUGUUCCCAGGAACCAGUUGUGUCACUCUGUAGGACUCCCUAUCAGUGGCACCUGAAUCGGCUCAGUAUUUGUGGAGGUGCUGUUACCCUGAAGUACCUAGUUUUAUUUUAUAAUUAAAAUCUUUUAUUUGGUCCAACUUAAUAUAGUUUAUAAGCUAUCUGCUUUUUCUUUUCCCCCAGAGGGAAAGAUGUACCUUUUGCGAAAAUGUAACUUUUGCUUUCACUUAAAAAUUAAAAUUUUUGGUUGAGAAAACUCUGAGGACACAUAAAAACUAUGCAGACUGUUGCAAUAGUAUUUUCCCCAUUACCUCAUCAAUAAUAUUCACCACAUUUUGAUAGAUGCAUAUUCCCUGGAGUGUUUGAAUCCACUUCUUCUCUGAAUGUGAGUGAAUGUGUUAGAGAGGCUUGUUUUUCACUGUGAAAUGCAACAGUGCCUCAAAUAAGGAGGCACCUGGAAGGCAAAUGAAGGUAAUGAUGACUUCUUGUUAGUUCUGAUGCUUCGUUUUAUGUAACCUCAUUUUCAUGUAACUUCCAUUCAUUCUUGAACAUUUUUAAAAGCACAGCUUCACACCCUCAGGCUGCACAAGGCCGUAGGGUCUGUGUCCGUCCAACUGUUGGCUCAUAGCCCCUGUUGAGUUUAAUAAUAUUCGUAAUCAUCUGCCUUUGCACUUUGAAAAUGUUGUAGUCUUAGUGAACCAGAACGGAGCUUUUGGACAAUCGAAUUGUUUACAUUUCAUACUUUUUUCUUGUUCCUCUGUGUGGUAUUGUUGUCUUAACUACCACAUUGAUAGAAAUUCAAAAGGAUGCAUUGCAGUUGCUUUCUAUCCCAAGGCUCUGCUCUCAGAUUGUCAUCCAGGCUUAGAGGGAUCAUAGCAUCACAGAAGACAAGUUUUCAAAGAAAUGGUACUUUAGGAAAUUUAGAUGAUUGGAUAACUCUAAAAAUAUAUUUUGUUGCAGCAUGCAAUUACAGUUGUCUAGAGUUUUAAUUCCAUUUCUCAUUCCUGGACUUGACCUGGUCGGGUGAUGUCAGCAGAACUGAAAUUGAAUUGAGGCCGAAGUGGAUUCAGGAGGGUAAUCUACCUAGAGGGAUCUCUAAAAUGAUAAAGAGUGUUCCAGAAGAAGGAAAGUAGCAGGAACUACCCUGUGCUUACUUUUCCAACCCAGAGUUUAUUGUAAGAAUUCAGCAGUUUGAGGCCCUGUGGUCUUGGCAGAAAGAAAAUGUCUGCCUUAAGCAGGUAUGAGUUAUACCUUUGAGGGCAUAUAAGGUGCCUUAAACCUAAAGUUUCCUGUCACAAAUUCUGUGGAAUUAACACUGCUCCUUUAGGACUUUUUCCGCUCCUCUCCUCUCCUGCUAAGCUACUUCUGCAUUUACAGAAUCUGUUGAUUUCGCCCAUACACAUGGCACAGGUGAUGGCAGCAGUAGAAGACAAGAUGGCAGUGUGUGGUCUUUCACUUGCACUCUAGGCAUAGAUGGGAUUCGAUCUGAAAUGUCAGUGCCUCUUCCUUAGAGUACAGCGUGUUUGAAAAUGGUUUGAACGCACAGAAUGGAAUUGACCCUGCUCUCUUCCUAUAGCCAUUUACGCUUUUAUUAUACUGUUAUGUAUUUGGCUAAUGUCUGAUGAGAAUUUUCUUUGAUUGUGAGAAACAGACAUUGUAUUCUUUCAUUUUUCUCUUCCCCUCCAGUCCUAGAGCUUAUCAGGUAAAAUCUCAGGCCACGUGAAUCUCACACUUCCGUUGGAAGGAACGCCUUAAUUGGUUUUUGUGUGUUUUUCUUCUUUGUUUGUUUGUUAAGAGGCUGUGUUGUUCCUCCUGCCUUCUUCACCUCAAGGUGCUGUUUUACCUAAGAGUUUGUUGUCUGCUUUUUGAAGAGUUUCCAGAUAAUGACUCUUAGGUGCUGUGUCACCUUUAAUGAUCUAGCGCUCUUAGCAUCUCAGCAUCGGAGUAGGACUCAAGUAGACUUCCAGACUUUGUCUUCAUUUUGAUGUUAAAGUUUGAUUAUUUCCUCUCUAUCUGUCUUGAGCUAGACUUCGUAGGUACCCCCCUUUGAAAGGCAGGAAGCAUUUUCAGAAGUAUAAACCUCCAGGGAAUCUUCUUUAUAGGCAUACCAAAAAAAAAAAAAAAUACAUAAAUGCCUUUUUGAAAAGAUCUGUGACUACUGAAAAACAAUAAACAGGAGUGUGUGUGUGUGUGUGUGUGUGUGUGUGUGUGUGUGUGUGUGAGUGAAUCUGAAAUGUGUGUGAAAGGCAGGAAUCCCCAAAUGGUUGACAAAGGCAGGGCAUGGUGUCAUGUAAUUUCAAAAUGACCCAAGGAACUGUAAGAAGUGAACUGAAGAAGGAGGGACUGAUUUUAGGUGAAAAAAUGCCUUUUUAAAAGCAAAACAGCAGAUGCCUGACAGACCUUCCUGAUUUAAGUUGUAAAAGGUUAAAAAUCUGAACCAGUGGAAAGACUUCUGUGCUUGGAUUCUGCAAAUUCCUUUUUCCAAAUUUUAAGUCCCCUGUUGAACAGAAAUAGAAUACAUGAUGCCUAACUCUUUGGGGGAGCCUCCUUGGUGGUCUCUCUGGAGGGGCUGGAGAGACCAGGGCACCCGUGCUGAGUUAUACGGUGAAUAAAGACACGGGAUACUGAUGAUUAAUGCUUGUGUGAUCCAGUUAAUAAUGUGGAGCCACGAAAAGCACAAAACUAUGCUGGUUUGGCUGCCCCACCCUGGCAGCUGUAGCAGUAGGGGCAGGGUAGGUUCGGCUGGCCAUGACCAGAAGAGCUCUGUGUGUGUGUGUGUGUGUGUGUGUGUGUGUGUGUGUGUGUGUACGUGUACACGCACGCGUGUGCACCUGCCUGCUAGUCUGCAGGCACACUGUAAAAUUCCUGUGUGUGAGGUCCCACAACAUGAGGCCCAGCCUCAUCUGGGAGGGUGGAGGUAAUCUGCCCCUUUGCAUUUGUGUUCAUGGUAAAUCGAAAUUUAUUACUGGGAAUGGUAGAAUGGGUUAAUACAAGGUAUAAUUAAACUAUAUGGAGUGGUCAUUAAGUCUGUUAAUUGUAUUGAAAUGUCAUAUCAGCAAGCCAUUUAUUAAGUGUAUCUCGGAGCUCCCAUCGUGGCUUAGCGGUAACAAACCUGACUGGUAUCCAUGUGGAUGCACUUUCGAUCCCUGGCCUCACUCAGCGGGUUAAGGAUCCAGCGUUGCUCUGGCUGUGGGUAGGCUGGCAGCUGCAUCUCCGACUUUACCCCUCGGUUGGGAACUUCCAUAUGCUGCAGGUGUGGCCCUGAAAAUCAAAACAAACAAAAAAAGCAACUCUGUUCCCAGGCCUUAUGACCGCCUGUGUAUUUUAAUAUUUUGAAUGCUCAUUAAUAGCCAGGGCUCAUUAAUAGGGAGAACACUGAUUAGAGUUUUAUUUCAUUCUUGUUGAUUUCUUGGUAGGUAUGGAUCAGGGAUAGAAAUCACCAAAACAUGGUUAAUCCCAGGAAAGGAUACAGGGCUUGAAAUGACCGUGGUCUUGGCAGCUGUUUCCCCAGUAACCAGGGGUGGCUUAAUUCUGAACUUCAAAGCAAUUUUUUGUACUUAAUUUUAAGACCUCUUAUAUAAGGAAAAAUGCCUUGAUGUAUACUCUCAUAAAUGGUGCUAAAAUAUGGUACCCCUUAUAGGAGCCAGAGCAAUCUACAGUAAUGUUGGUUACUUCUGAGUAUUUCCAUAAUGGGAAAAAAAGCCAAAAUGAAUGUAUUUAAUGAGCUCCCUUCUCAUUUCCAUUGUCUUUAUGAAACUGUUUUGGUAUUGUUACCUGCAUUUUAGCAGCUUCUGACUGUUGUGAAUUUGGAGGGGAUUAAUGACCCACCUUCUCCCAUGGCGGCAGUUUUCUUUCCCUGGCAGCCGGGCCGUGAAGAGGGGGCAGCCGGCAACUUGGUGUGAACCUGGCCCCUAAGCAGAGUGUCCUGUUUGCACUGUAAAAUGUCAGCAUUUGUCAAAAACCUCACCUGCUCCGAACAAAGGUGGCCCCAAGGCUCCGGCAGCUCCAGGCCUUGCCCCCCACCCACACUCGGGACCGGUUGGGUCUUCGUCGUCACUGUCAGAGGCAGAGCCAACUUGGGGAUCCCCUGUAGCACAUUCGGCUGCUGAGGACUGUAAAAAUAAGUAACUAAAAAUAAACUUAGAAAAUAAAAACGCAGAAGCCUG